Triticum aestivum (bread wheat) is the source of this 1468-nucleotide messenger RNA. RefSeq names its product protein phosphatase 1 regulatory inhibitor subunit PPP1R7 homolog. Bases 102 to 1106 code for a protein of 334 amino acids. The transcript is spliced from 6 exons. The record is from RefSeq and is a predicted model, not a curated record. Gene Ontology annotation, molecular function: protein binding. NCBI's taxonomy places the organism in Eukaryota, Viridiplantae, Streptophyta, Magnoliopsida, Poales, Poaceae.
AUCGGAUUAGGCUAGGCCUUUAGGCCCCCAUCCGGCAUAUUCUUCUUCUUCUCCCCUUUGCUUCUUCCAGAAGCUCCCUGAAAGUCCAGGCCCGAUCCCCCAUGGCCUCCGGCGAAGGCACCGGAGAUUCGAACGCUGCGGGGGCAGGGAUGGAGGUGCCGGAGGUGGAGUUGUGCCUCGACCUCACGAGCUGCCAGCUGCACGAUCUGAGUGAGGUGGAGAUCCCGCCCACCCUGGAGGAGCUGGACCUUACGGCGAACCGUCUCACCGCAGUCGACCCCCGGAUCGGCCACCUCCCUCGCCUCCGCAAACUCUCGUUCCGCCAGAAUCUCCUCGACGACGACGCCGUCGCGCCCCUCUUCACCUGGGAUGCCAUCGCUGGCUUACAGGAGAUAGUCCUUAGAGAUAACAAGCUUAUAAAGAUCCCCGAUGCCAGCAUCUUCAAGGGUCUUCUGGUGUUUGAUGUUUCUUUCAAUGAGUUGUCGUCCUUAAAUGGGUUAUCCAAGGUUUCCAGCACAGUGAAAGAACUCUACUUUUCGAAGAAUGAGGUUCCAAAGAUGGAAGAACUUGAACAUUUCCAUGCAUUAGAAUUGCUUGAACUUGGUAGCAACAGAUUAAGGGUGAUGGAAAAUCUGGAAACUUUGACAAAUCUACAGGAGUUAUGGCUCGGAAGAAACCGGAUCCGGACUAUCAACUUAUGUGGGUUGAAAUCAAUCAAAAAAAUAAGUCUGCAAAGCAACAGGCUAACUUCAAUGAAUGGCUUACAAGAAUGUGUUGCGUUAGAGGAACUGUAUCUCAGCCAUAAUGGAAUCCAAAAGAUGGAAGGCCUUUCUAUGUUACAGAACCUUCGUGUUUUAGAUGUUUCAUCUAACAAACUAACCGCUAUCGAAGAUAUUGAGCCAUUAACCAGGUUAGAGGACUUGUGGUUGAAUGACAACCAAAUACCAUCACUGUCUGGGAUAGAAUCUGCUUUGUCUGGUUCACGAGAGAAACUGACCACCAUAUAUCUUGAGAGAAAUCCUUGUGCAAAAACUCCCAACUAUUCAUCCACAUUGAAGGAAAUGUUUCCAAAUCUUGAGCAAAUUGAUUCAGAUAUGCUAGCGUGAAACAGGUUGACUCACUUUCUCAGAUUGUUGAAGUUAGUCGAAAUAUGUGUUGUGUUUCUACAGGAAGAAAGCAGUCAUCCAGUUCAGAACAGACAACAUAAGCUCCCGGUCAAGUAGCGCUGCAGUUUGUACUGGUGAUCUGAAUGGAUUAUUGCCAACUUUAUUUGAAAGGCCCGUCCUGAAGUUGGGUCAUUUCCUGCCGAGAUCUAUAAAAACUGAACUUAUGUGAUAAAGCCAUCCUAUGGUCCAUGACUCCAUGCUCGUGCCACGUUGCAAGGGAUGAUGUAUUUGUUUUCCCUUUUCCCUUGAGUGAUUUUUCAGUUAUUACUUGGUCUAAGUUUAUGAAGCUGUUUGUGGUGUUA